GCUCAGAGCUGCAAGCUGUUAGUUGGGAGCACCAGCACUGCGAACCAGUACCGGAGCUACCAUGGCCUACAGCCAGCAGAAAAAGAAGGAUAAAAUUGUAUUUGUGAGCAAAGAAGACCACGAAAGUCCCAGCAAUGCAGAGCUGGUGGUUGACGACCCCAAUGAUCCCCAUGCAGAGUAUGGACUGAUACUGCCAAGUGGAAACAUUAACUGGAAUUGCCCGUGCUUUGGAGGAAUGGCCAGCGGCCCCUGUGGAGAACAGUUCAAGUCUGCCUUUUCCUGCUUCCACCACAGCACCGAAGAAAUCCAGGGAUCCGAUUGUGUAGGUGAGUUCCAGGCCAUGCAGGAGUGCAUGCAGAAAUACCCAGACAUCUAUCCCCGAGAAGAGAAUGAGGACUCAGACUUGGACGAGUACUUGUUCCAGGAGGACCUGAAAAAUGAUGAGGAUGAGUAUGAGGAAGUGAAGGAUGAGGAAGAGGUCGAUGAUGAGGAUGACUACUUCAAGGGGCUUGAGAAUGAGGAGGUAGAGGACGAGGAGGAGGAGGACAAUGGCGACUAUUAUUACUAUGAAGAAGAGGAGGAAGAGGAUGAGGAAUAUUAUGAGGACGAUUACGAGAAAAACAAUUACAGCGACGAGCACGAGUACAAUGACAAGGAUGACUACUACAAAGAAGACAACAACAAGUAUUAUGAUGAGGAAGAUGACAUCUACUACGAGGCUGACUACCUGGAUGACGGAGAGGAAGAAGAAGAGGAUGAGGGUAUUUUCUAUGAGGGUGACUAUUUCGGUGAGGAGAAGGAGGAGGAAGAGCCAGAGGAGCCAGCAGAAUCCUGUGAGGAAGCAGAUGCCAAUGGGGCCCCCUCUGGAGUCGGGUUGCAGUACUUCAGCGCCUGAAGGCCACAAGCCUCAGCUGCUGCCCAUUUGCUUAGCCACAGAACUUUCUGCACUUUGAACACCUGCCUUUCAAUCUCUCACUCGCUAUCAAUGAAAGCAACCUUUCCUCUUGUUUUACGCACUGUAAUAUAGAAAAUAACUUACUUUGAUGAUCGGGGUCUUGGCGGCUUGCCUGACCCUGAAGAAAAGAGGUGUGUGUGUGCACCUGCAUUCUACAUAAACUUACCCCCAACACUUAGGCCACUGCCGAACUGUCCUCUCUGAGUGCCCUGGAUUCUGCCACUUUGAAAUAAUGUGAAGUUUCUCAACAGUCAAGAGCCGUUACUCAGGAAAGUCUCUUGCCCUUGGAGUAUCGCCCCAUCAGAAAAACUACCAAAAGAAAAUGGCAUCUGAUCUUCAGGCUUGGGGAAGAAGAUUUAAUGACUUGGUUUCCUGUUCACUUGCUGGUUUUCCAGGAGUGCAGCUUUGCCAUAGACUGUGAGUCUGGCCAGCUGAUCCAUUUCGUCCCACCAUUCCACAUUCCACAUAGCUUUUCCUCCAUUUAAUGAAAAUGUUGGAAGGAAAAAGCAACUCAGGCCAUGAGCUCAACUUUUAAUCCUCUGUGGAAAGUUGCAAAGCAGGAAAUGCAUACCUCGAUCAAGAAAAUGGUGAACACGUUUUAUAGAACCGAUUUCCUUUGGGUCCAUCUUCCUUUUCUGGGACAGAAAAUAACUAAAAUGAUUUAGGGAACAGCCAAAUAUUUUCUUUAACCUUAGAGUUCUUAGAGAAAUGUAUUUUUCUCAUGAGACAGGAGAUUUUCAUUUUCUUAUACAUGUUCUGUUUUAUGACUUAAUAUUUUCCACACCCCAUCAAACAAAAGGAUCUUAGAGAAAACCAGGUGCCCAAAACUAAAGAGUACUAUUAGUGGUGAAUUGGAGACAACCUUGAGCAAAAUCAGCUCUUAGCCAAUAUGGCCAUCUGUCAGUGAUAUGGAUUUGUUUGUUUUCUGUAGCUUAUUCUUUUUGUCAAAGUUGUAUAGAGAAAAUGACUCUUGAUAUUAGCUGAUUUAAGCAUUGGUCCCCUUUAAAAGUGAAAAUUCUAUUUAACUAAUUUGAUUACUCCCAUAGCUAAAAGGGUACUUGGAAAUGAGAAAUUUUAUUUUUUUCAAAGUUUAGAAUAUCUAGUGGAAUGCAUAUUAAUACACCAGUCAGAGGGUUUGACAAAAUGAAUAGUGAAAAGCAAGCCUUUGCUUACAAAGGACUGUUACCCCAAUAUAUAACCAGCUAUUAAAACUCAACAACACUCGACUGAACACUCAGACUUAAAAUGAACAAAACUCAGGACAGACACUUUACUAAAUAAGAUUCUUCAACUCCUAGCUUUUUGGCCUGAGCAACUAUCAUGAUAAAGUUGCCAUUUCCUGAGAUGGGAAUGCUCCCUGGGCAAGGGUAUAUAUACUACAUUACCUUACCCAAAGCUGAACUACAUUUCCUAAUUUUUUUUCCUCUAGAUCUGUCCACUGUUGUAUGAAUAGCCUACAGUUCUAGGUUAGGGUGGUCAGAAUAAAAACUGAUGAGAUCUGGAAGGCAGAACUGGAGCAUCAGGUGUUACACCUUGAAGAUUUGUGCCAGGUACCAGGCACUGCUGCAGUUCACACACACUGUUGCUGACCUGGUAAAGAGUCUCCAGUGAUGGUAUGGAAGAGGGGUAGGCAGUAGCUGUAAUCUCAGUUCUCACUGGAUCUCUUUCCCCUCAGCUUUUCUGAAUCCAGGGCCAGGUUUCUAUACAGCUCAGUGAGAAGGGAAGUAGACCCUUCUAUAAGUUACCUCUAUCAUUAGGGUUCAAGGCAGUGAGCCCAAGACAGGAUAAUCCUCACUGGUCCCAUUAAACCUUGUGAGCCUUGAUUUCUUGUGUUUCAUCCCCUACUUUUCUUGCUUUCUUGCACUACUAAACCGCCAUGAAUCAGGUUCACUCUUUAAGACAGAAGCAACAGCCCUCCAUCAAUCCCAGUAGCUUCCCUUAGUGAUUCCUGAUGGAUAAUGACUUUGCUCUUAUUCUUCCACUGUUUUCUCCCACACCUUACUUCCCUAGCUUCUGCCAUGAUUGUAUGGAGCCUGAUUCCUAUAAAUAAAUGCUAUUCUACAGCACACACA
Messenger RNA from Mastomys coucha (southern multimammate mouse), 3027 nucleotides. RefSeq names its product mitochondrial intermembrane space import and assembly protein 40-like. Bases 62 to 895 code for a protein of 277 amino acids. Gene Ontology annotation, cellular component: mitochondrial intermembrane space. Gene Ontology annotation, biological process: protein import into mitochondrial intermembrane space. Gene Ontology annotation, molecular function: protein-disulfide reductase activity. NCBI's taxonomy places the organism in Eukaryota, Metazoa, Chordata, Mammalia, Rodentia, Muridae. The transcript has 3 exons. The record is from RefSeq and is a predicted model, not a curated record.